Messenger RNA from Brienomyrus brachyistius, 3163 nucleotides. Its product is annotated as myocyte-specific enhancer factor 2B-like. Gene Ontology annotation, molecular function: DNA-binding transcription factor activity, RNA polymerase II-specific; RNA polymerase II cis-regulatory region sequence-specific DNA binding; protein dimerization activity. The transcript is spliced from 9 exons. Gene Ontology annotation, biological process: positive regulation of transcription by RNA polymerase II. NCBI's taxonomy places the organism in Eukaryota, Metazoa, Chordata, Actinopteri, Osteoglossiformes, Mormyridae. The record is from RefSeq and is a predicted model, not a curated record. Bases 395 to 1600 code for a protein of 401 amino acids.
CUUUGGGAUGAGCCAAUGGCGCUUUCCGAGGGGCCGAUUCAUGCUAAACGGGAAGCGCCUUGCGGCCAACUGCAGCUGAUAGCCUGGGAUUUGCGUUUAGCGCCGCAGAACCACCGUGCAUCAGCAGCGUCAGGUGGUUACUCACAAGCAGCCUAGGAUUUCAGCUCAUCGUAGCUUGCAAAACGUCUUAGCUUUUAAUAAUCACGUUAAAAAAGAAGUUCAGUUCGCCGAGAAAGAAAAAUGCAGCGAUGACACCUCCACCCUCUUAUUUUAGGGAUAAAUAGCCAUUUGCUUUUGAUGAUUAAAUCUGUUAUGCGCUCUGCAGAUUAAAUAUCCCGGGGACGAGCACAACUUUGUACUGGAAGUAUCCCAAGGACAGGAGGAAAACAGGAAGAUGGGCAGGAAAAAAAUUCAGAUCUCUCGGAUCCUGGACCAGCGGAAUCGGCAGGUUACCUUCACCAAGCGAAAGUUCGGCCUGAUGAAGAAGGCCUAUGAGUUGAGCGUGCUGUGCGACUGCGAGAUCGCCCUCAUCAUCUUCAACAGCACCAACCGCCUCUUCCAGUACGCCAGCACUGACAUGGACAAGGUCCUACUGAAGUACACCGAGUACAGCGAGCCACACGAGAGCCGCACCAACGCCGACAUCCUGGAGACUCUGCGCAGGAAGGGCCUGGGGCUGGAAGGAGUGGAGGUCUACAGCGAGGAGGGUGUCCCAGUGCCGGCCGGGAAGUACCAGCAGCUUGAGGAGAGUGUGGACCUGUCUGUUGCACGCCAGCGUUACUAUCCGCCACCUGCUCCUCCCCCAGAAGGCCCGUAUUUGCUUUCGGAGAACGGAUUCUCGGCGGGAAACGGCCCGGGCCCCGCGCCGCACCGAUCCCCUGCCUUUAAGCCUGGUUCCUUCAAACCAGGCACGCCAAGCCCGACGGGAUCACAUGCCCACUCAUCUCUUGGGCCGCCGCACACAGGAAUUGGCUACUCCGUGUUCUCACACGGUGGCCUGGGCAGAACUUUGGACAUGAAGACUUCACCUCCGCUGAACCUGGGCUGCGACGGACGGCGCGUCGAGUCGCACGCCGGUCUGCCUUGCAGCCGCGCCAACCUGAAUGGCGGGAGAGUGCUGUACCAAGGCGGCCAUGCUGGAAACCACAUGAUACCCAUGGGGAAAGCAGAGUAUCCCUACGGGGGUUUCACCCACCCUGCCAGUUUACACCGAUAUGCUAUGAGCCCCUGGCAGCCAUCGCCCCCCCAGGACACUGCCCACGGGAUGUCCAGUGGGGGGUGCUCCCUCCCAGUGCCCAGCUCCGCGCCACCCCCGCAUCUGCGCUCCUCCCUCAACCUCAGCAUCAAAUCCGAGCGCGCCUCCCCCGAGCACUCAGGCUCCCCGGCCACUCCACCCCUCCAUCGCGUCGAGCACCAGUCGCCUAUCAGCAACCAUGAGGAGGCCGGCCACGCCCACCCCGAGGCAUACCCAAUCAUGGAGAGGGAGGAUGUGCCGAAAGGAGGCUAUUUGUGUCAACACGGCUCAGCCCGGCCCACGGCGGAGGACAAGGGCGGGAUGCCGAUUCGGCAGCUAGAGAUAGUGGAUGGGUGGCAGAGAUAGCCAGGCAGCCUGUUGGGGGGGGGGGGGGGGGCUGGCUUCUUCAUUUGCGUAUCCCAAAGGAUAAGCCCCAGUGUUCUACUCGUCCAUGUGGGAUCACACAGUUCCUUUUGUGUUCCGGAAUGGGACAGAAUUCGAGUCGGCUUGUCGGUUUUAGAUACAGCUUCUGGAUAGAGGAAUCGAAAUCCCUCUUACGGCCGUGUGGAGCCUGAGCAGGUGAGCUGAGCUCAGGACGUCCCCUUCACCUUCUCAGGGUACCAAAGGCUUUGCGUUUCAGAAAAGCACAGCGCCACCUGAAAGCCCCCCUGCUUCUUAAUCGUAGUUUUUAUUCUGCGCGGUAGUCGUGUGUCAGCGAGAAUUGGUAUAAUCCCCCCCCCCCCCCCCCAACGCCAGUCGGAGAUGUCACUGUGUGUGGCGUCUUUUUACAUUUCACAAAAUGGCCCCCUUGGAAAUCCAAAAUUCAAAGUGUAGCAGUUCAGGUAAACUAAACUUAACUGAAAUGACUGCUGGGGUACAGUAAACCAUGCCAUGAAUAGUAAAUUAUAAAAUCAUUUUUUUUAGUCUUAGAUCUUUUUUUUCAUUGAAAUGACUUUUUACAUAAUGAUGGUUCCACGUUAAUGUUAUGAUUCGAUUGUUUUUCUUUGUUAGUUUUUCCUACCUUCACGACUUCACGUGUCCCAAUAAGGGUUUUCUGAAAAAUGCACUAGAAGAUACCAGGCUUUCACCAUCACACUUCCUGCCAGCCUCAUAUCUCAUUUUUAAAUGAACAAAGCGAUUUUAAAUGCAUCUGAUCUACCAAUUUGUAAUACGGCGUUUGAUUACCAUGACUCGUGCUCUGCUUCCAAAUAAAAUGCCUGCAUAUUUCUUUUUCUGUUUUCUAUGGAAAGAAAGAAAUAUCUGUAGCUGAAACUUGCUUGUGUUUGCUUUCUUACAAGAGCUGGUGUUUAUCGUUUUUGUCAAUGGUUUAGCAUCGGGGGAAACUGCAAUGAUGCGUUCAAUGAGGGAUCCCUCGUUCACAACUUAGUUGCCCUCCCUUUUGUCAUCUGCUGAUGUAAUGAUCGACUCAAUGUGGCUAAUAUAAUUUAAAUAACAUUAAGUAUAAAAUAUAAUAACAUAGGGGUGGCAUAGUGGUGCAGUGGCUAGUGCUGUUGCCUCACACCUCUGGGACGCGGGUUCGAGUCUCCGCCUGGGUCACAUGUGUGCGGAGUUUGCAUGUUCUCCCUGUGUCGUCGUGGGGUUUCCUCCGGGUACUCCGGGUUCCCCCCACAGUCCAAAAACAUGCUGAGGCUAAUUGGACUUGGUAAAUUGCCCGUAGGUGUGCGUGUGUGAGUGUGCCUUGUGAUGGGCUGGUCCCCCAUCCUGGGUUGUUCCCUGUACCCUGCCUUGUGCCCAUUGCUUCCGGGAUGGGCUCUGGACCCCCCGCGACCUAGUAGGAUAAGCGGUUUGGAAAAUGGAUGGAUGGAUAUAAUAACAUACAAAAUGUGCAUUAGAAAUAUAUACCAUAUUUAAUUACAAAUGUGAAAUACAUUUCGAUAACAUGAAAUUAAAUGCAAUAUAUCAGUUUAA